Molecule: messenger RNA, 2704 nt
Organism: Lynx canadensis (Canada lynx)
Lineage: Eukaryota; Metazoa; Chordata; Mammalia; Carnivora; Felidae
Gene: CD160
Product: CD160 molecule
Exons: 4
Coding region: 255-920 (221 amino acids)
Biological process (GO): regulation of adaptive immune response
Cellular component (GO): plasma membrane
Molecular function (GO): transmembrane signaling receptor activity
Source: RefSeq, a predicted model, not a curated record
CCCAGGCGUCCAGCAGAAAAAAUUUUAAUGUUCAUAUUCGUUGACCCAGUAAUCCAACUUAAUUUAGAAAAAAGUAUUCUGACAAUAGAGCCUUUAGUGUCUCCCUGUAUAGGUGUCUUACCUCUUUUGUCCUCUCUCCUCUCCAGCAUACCUCACUUGAUAAACUAUCUCAUUUCCCAGCCAGCUGGACCCUCAUGCCCAAGCCUUCCUCCACCUGACUUAAGCCAACUUAAGCUAGUGCCUGGAACAGGGAGAUGGUCUUGGAGCCCGGAAGGCCUUGUCUAGGAAUCCCCAUGUGCUUUCAGGAAAUCGAGGCCAAGGACAUCACUGGAGCCAACGUUUGCUUUGAGUUUCUGCAGCUGCUGACAACGUGCCAGACCCUGAUGGCACCUGGCAGAGGCUGCUUGGUCCUGGCCAUUCUGCUGGCAAUGGUGGACAUCCGACUUGGUGGGUGCUUGCACAUCCUCAGCUCAUUUUCCCAGGAUGGAAAGCAAUUAAGCUUGAUCUGUACUUUGCGGCAUACAAAAGAAGAGGCUGAGGGUGCUAUAGUGUUUUUGUGCAAGGACAGGUCUUCGGGCUGUUUCCCUGAGACCAGCCUGCGGCAACUGAGACUUCGACGGGAUCCCAGGGAAGAUGGCAUCAGCGAAAGAUCAUCUCAGUUGGUGUUCACCAUAAACCAUGCCACACCAUCGGACAGCGGGACCUACCAGUGUUGUGCCACAAGCCAGAGGCCAGAUAUGCGCCUUCAGGGCCACUUUUUCUCUGUUUUAGUCACAGAGGCAGGGAACUACACAGUCAAAGGAUUGAAGCAAAGAAGACACCUCGAGUUCACUCACAGUCAAGGCACUCCCAGUUCAGGCUUCCUGCAAAAGGUCUGGGUGAUGCUGGCCACUAGCCUGCUGGCCCUUCAAGCUUUGUAAGCCUGUGCCAGAAACUUAAAAAAAAGUUACAGCAAGAUUAGCCUGACUCUGUAGCUUGCUGCCUUUCACAUUGCCACAUACAGAGAAGAAGACAGCACAGGGAAAGAGAUGCUAAAUACGCCAAGAAUCUGGGGAAUAGAAGGUGGGGCAAAUGAGCAUAUUCCUUGACCUGCUCUCCUCACCACCAGAUCAAAGCUUUCUUCCCACCCUGUCACCAGUUAAAAGAACAGCUGUUACAAAAGUGGAUGGUGUACAGUUCUCACUCAAAUAUUGGAUAAGUAUGUGUGGUUUUGUGCCCAAGAAAAACGUUUUCCUUCCCCCUCCUCCAACACAGUAAACAAGGAAGCCAAACAAAAUGAGAACACCAACUUUUUUGGAAGAGAUUUUUAUUUGACACUAGAAAGAAGAGAGAAGAAACAGGCAAAGAUAGGUAGGAGAAGAAAGCCAGAGCCAGUGACUGACUCAGCACGAAACCAAGGAAAUGAAGAGACCCUGGCAUUGGGCAAAACCCCCCCCCCCCCCCCCCGUGCAGCUGAAGGAAGAAACAGCUGUGUGCCAAGCCGCAACACGGAGCAUAAGUGCCCAGCUUCAACCAUGUUUUUGUCCAUCUCUUUGGUCACAUCUCUUUCCUUUUAAAUAAAUGCCCAAAGCAAUAUUUGCAGCCUUCUCUUUUCUCCUAAAGUCACAAAUCCUCUUGUCUUUCUCUCUGGACAGAUGACCUCUUGUCCUAGUUAAGCAAGGAGUGAGAGAAGGAGUUGGGGGGAUGGCAGGAUAUUCCUGACAGGAGAAACUUUGUGAAUAAACAGAUAGGAACACAGACAAUUUAACUGGAGCUAAAUGGGAAGCCAUCAAAAGCAAACAGACACCUUACCUGUGAUCCUUGGCCAGGACCUGCCAAAUGUGGGAGCUACGGUUUGUGGGAAGAGGGAGAGAAAAGGCUGAAAAAGAUGGGUUAAACCCUUAUUAGUGAUGGCUUGACCCUCAAACUAAGUAAGGAUUUUGGAUUUUGUGCCUUAUGGAGGUAAAAAGAGUAGGCAUGGAGUCAAAACAUCUGGAUUCACACUCUGGCUUUGCAAUGUACCAGCUCUGGGUCCUUGGGCCAAUGAAAUUUUGAUAUGCUGUUUGUUUACUUAUCUGUAAAUGGGAUCUUGCCUACGCUAUCUUCUGUUUCCACAGGAUCGCUCUGAGGUUCAAAUGAGAUUCUGGAUUUUAAACCUAAAGCCAUUUGAAUACGGACUCCAAAGUCUCCAAAGCUUUCUCCAUUAUAUUAUGUUCACUUUAAUCUUUCUCUACCGGUUUUAUGUAUGUUCUGUGUUUCUAAAUUUUAAGCUCACAUGGAUGACAUCUUUUGCUUUUUACUAUUCAAAGAAUCUUCUGAAAUUUCUCAAUAUUACACAAUCACUGGAAAUUUCACAAAGAAGCUAUGGAAAAAGUUUCACCCAUUUUGCUAUACUAAUAUAGGUCACACAUAAAUAUCUGCAAAAGGAUACAUGAUUGCUGCAAAAGCUUGUCAAGACAUUCAAGAACAUUAGACUAUUAGCUCUGACUUGAACUAAGCAGAAUAAGUAAAGCAACAGUAAGUUAGAAGUCUCAUUUCUAAAGAAUUUGUUUUGUUUAUUCUGCUUAUCUAAAGAUUUGGUUAAAAUGGAAAUGUGAAAUACUUCUAUCUUGCCUUCAAAAAUUAUUGAUACCACUGAUUUCAAAUAAGCCUACAAAUUUCCAUCCAUGAAUAGGUCGUUUUCUGAACACACAUCUUAACCUCAAUCUAUACGAGUGAUUCACAA